AUGGAGAUAGUAUUGAUCAUUGCUUUACUUUCAGCUCUUCCCAUAAUUUUCCUGAUUCUUCUUCAGAAAAACAGCAGGAAAUAUUCAACAAAAUCUCAUCCUCCUCUCCCUGGUCCUCCUGGGAUUCCAAUCAUUGGAAACAUGCAUCAGUUUGAUCCCUCAGCCCCACAUAUCUAUCUCGGGGAGCUUUCCAGAAAGUAUGGCCCUCUCAUGUCCCUCAAGCUCGGAUCCUUGCCAGUACUUGUGGUUUCUUCAGCAAGAAUGGCAGAAGAGGUUAUGAAAAAUCAUGACUUAAUUUUCUGUAGCCGACCACCUAUGCUUGGCCAGCGAAAAUUGUCCUACAAUGGCCUGGACAUCGCGUUCGCACUGUACAAUGAGCAAUGGAGAGAAUUGAGAAAGAUUUGUGUUCUUCAUCUCUUGAGCUCCAAGAGAGUUCAAUCAUUUCGUCCUAUACGCGAAGAUGAGGUCUACCGAAUGAUUCAAAAGAUAUCCCAGGAAUCUGCUUCAUCACAAGUAACUGACUUGACUCACACUUUAUUGUCUCUCACAAGUACAAUGAUUUGCCGAAUUGGAUUUGGAAAAAGGUAUGACGAGGAAGGCCAAGAAAGAAAAAGAUUCCACUUUCUCUUGCAAGAAGCUCAGGCAAUGUUUGUUGCAUUCUAUUUCUCUGAUUAUUUUCCUACAAUUGGUUGGUUGGAUAAAUACACUGGGAUGCUAUCUCGACUGGAGAAAGUUUUCAACAAGCUUGAUUUGUUCUACCAAGAACUCAUUGAUGAGCACCUGGAUCCAAAUAGGCCAACGUCAAUGGAUGGAGACAUUAUUGAUCUCUUGAUUCAAUUACAGAAGGACAGAUCAACUCCGUUUGAUCUGACUGUGGAUCACAUCAAGGCCACACUUAUGAAUGUAUUUUUUGCCGGGACAGAAACUUCAGCAGGCACAGUAAUCUGGGCAAUGACAGCACUUAUCAAGAACCCUACGGCACUGGAAAAAGCUCAAAACGAAAUCCAAGAGGUGCUUGGAGAGAAAAAAAUGAUAGAUGAAGAUGAUAUUCAAAAGCUUCCCUAUCUCAAAGCAAUCAUCAAGGAGACUAUGAGAUUGUACCCAGUUGCUCCUCUUUUAGUCCCAAGAUACACAAUGGAAAGUUGCAUCCUAGACGGGUAUGAGAUCCAGCCCAAGACUACCGUUUACGUGAACGCUUGGGCAAUUGGAAGAGAUCCUGAGUACUGGGAAAAUCCACAUGAGUUCUUGCCUGAGAGAUUCUUGAAUAGUACUAUAGAUGCAACAGGGAAACACUUUCAAUUGAUCCCGUUUGGGGCAGGCAGAAGAGGCUGCCCGGGAUACUCCCUGGGAAUAGCAACUGUGGAGCUUGCACUUGCUAAUCUUUUGAACUCAUUCAAUUGGGGAUUGCCUUCUGGAGUGAAGAAAGAGGACAUUGAUACUGAUGUUUUACCUGGUCUUGCUAUGCUUAAGAAAAAUGCCCUGCGACUUGUGGCAAAGAAACGUGUGUCUUCGUAGUAAGAAAAAACAUGUCAAAUGGGAUCAGAAUGUGUAGUUCAUAUACAAUGUACGGCCAUUUGAGGGAUUCUUGCUGUUUUGUUCCUCAAUUUGGUAUCAUCAGAUUUGAAAUGAAAGAGUUUCAUACGUUUGUAUUGGAAGCUCAAACCCGUAAGCCUACGAAGCUUAGAGGGAAGUUUGUAUAGAUAACGUCGCUUUUCCAUUAACCUAAGAUUGCUUUUGAAAAUCA
This is a messenger RNA of Coffea eugenioides, 1744 nucleotides long. RefSeq names its product cytochrome P450 71A1-like. NCBI's taxonomy places the organism in Eukaryota, Viridiplantae, Streptophyta, Magnoliopsida, Gentianales, Rubiaceae. Gene Ontology annotation, molecular function: iron ion binding; heme binding; monooxygenase activity. The coding region runs from base 1 to 1515 and encodes 504 amino acids. The record is from RefSeq and is a predicted model, not a curated record. The transcript is spliced from 2 exons.